This is a messenger RNA of Babesia ovata, 405 nucleotides long. RefSeq names its product peptidyl-prolyl cis-trans isomerase E. The coding region runs from base 1 to 405 and encodes 134 amino acids. The record is from RefSeq and is a predicted model, not a curated record. The transcript has 3 exons. Lineage: Eukaryota; Apicomplexa; Aconoidasida; Piroplasmida; Babesiidae. Gene Ontology annotation, molecular function: RNA binding.
AUGGCGGAUACGUCGGGGCAAAAACGGACGCUAUUCGUCAGGGAACUCGCCGACGAGGUCAACAAGGAGAUCCUCUACGCCGCCUUCCUACCGUUCGGCAACAUACUACACAUAGACAUGCCUGUGGACAAGGAAAAGGGAACAAACAGGGGAAUCGCAUUCAUCGAAUUCGAGGACGAAGAGGACGCGAAGCACGCCAUCUUCAACCACAACGAGUCGGAGUUGUAUGGACGUGUGAUCAAGGUCGCCUACUCCACGAAGUCGCACGUCAAACAAGCCAGGACAGCUGGCGUCAGACACAGAGCCGUGUGGCAUGACGAUCCCACGUUUGGGCACGACCUCAGGCCGGACGACGAAGACGCGCCGCCAGCGGAGCAAUCCAAGCCUGAGCAGCAGCAACAGUAG